Aspergillus melleus is the source of this 1226-nucleotide messenger RNA. It is a transcript of the gene pre8, whose product is annotated as proteasome core particle subunit alpha 2. The transcript has 5 exons. Gene Ontology annotation, cellular component: proteasome core complex, alpha-subunit complex; proteasome core complex. Gene Ontology annotation, biological process: ubiquitin-dependent protein catabolic process. The record is from RefSeq and is a predicted model, not a curated record. The coding region runs from base 129 to 968 and encodes 279 amino acids. NCBI's taxonomy places the organism in Eukaryota, Fungi, Ascomycota, Eurotiomycetes, Eurotiales, Aspergillaceae.
CUCUGAUCAAAGGAAAGCUUCACUUUGGAUCCCCCACCACCCCUUUCUAUCUUCCAAAGACUUUUGUCCAUCUUCCUUACCUCUCUAAAUCCCCCCUCCAGAGCUUGUGGAGGUACAAAUCCGUCUCCAUGGCUGACCGAUAUUCGUUCUCGUUGACCACCUUCUCCCCCAGUGGAAAACUGGUUCAGAUUGAAUAUGCCUUGAACGCCGUUAACUCGGGUGUGACUGCCCUUGGAAUCAAAGCCACAAACGGAAUCGUCCUUGCUACGGAAAAGAAGUCGUCUUCGCCCCUCAUCGACCCUCCUUCUCUCUCCAAGAUCUCGUUAAUCACCCCCGACAUCGGUAUGGUCUACGCUGGCAUGGGUCCAGACUACCGCGUGCUGGUCGACAAGGCUCGUAAGGUGUCUCACACCGGCUACAAGCGCAUCUACAACGAAUACCCCCCUACCCGGAUCCUGGUGCAGGACGUGGCCCGCGUGGUGCAAGAGGCAACGCAGUCCGGUGGUGUCCGACCGUAUGGUGUCAGUCUGCUGAUUGCCGGUUGGGACGAGGGCGUUGAGCCUGAGUCGGAACAAGCGAAGGGCGAAGACGAGGACCCGGAGUCUCGAAAGGCCACGGGCAAGACGGGCGGUAUCCUGAAGGGCGGCCCCAGCUUGUACCAGGUCGACCCCAGCGGCAGUUACUACCCGUGGAAGGCCACGGCCAUCGGCAAGCACGCCACGAGUGCGAAGACCUUCCUCGAGAAGCGUUACACCGAGGGUCUUGAACUCGAAGAUGCUAUUCACAUCGCCCUUCUGACGCUAAAGGAGACCAUCGAGGGUGAAAUGAACGGGGACACGAUAGAGCUGGGCAUUGUUGGCCCUCCUGCUGAUCAUCUGCUUGGCUACGAGGGUGUCGAAGAGUCUCGGGGACCCAGAUUCAGGAAGCUGACCAAGGAGGAGAUCGAGGACUACCUGACCAACCUAUGAUUGAUACGCGCUUGGACAUUUGAUAUUCAACGAACCUUCUAGUUUAAUAGACAUUAUCGAGUCUGCAAGGUUCUCGGGCACAAUACAUAUAGCACAUGAACCGUAAAGUUCUGGAUUGGUCAGUUAUGACAGAGACCUGUGGAAGGUCUACAAGUGAUGCGAGAGUAGGGCGUUCUGCCCAUUAAUGUCUUGAGAUGCAAAUGCAUGCGUUCAUCAAAGCGAAUCCAAAUGUAGUCAUAGCCAGACCAUGUGACGGGC